CGUGACGCGAUCCAAGGGGCGGGACCUGGUUGGAGAGCGGAAGAUGGCGGCGCGAACAGCGAUGGCAGCCGGAGCCCGUGCGAUGCAAACGGCCUGGCGGUUGACGGCUAUUCGAGGCCCUGGUCCAGUUUUCCGUUUCAACCGUGUCCCCUGCAGGGCGCUGGCGUCUGGCGGUAUUCCGACUGAUGAAGAGCAAGCAACUGGGAUGGAAAAGAUGAUCAUGCAGUCUAUGAAAACUGGGAAGGAUCCCUUUAAUAUGCUGAAGCCUAAGGAGUAUGCUGGGACCAAAGACGAUCCUCACAUUGUACCAUCUGUCACCAACAAGAGACUUGUAGGCUGCGUUUGUGAAGAGGACAAUACUGCAGUCAUCUGGUUCUGGCUUCAUGAGGGAGAUGCACAGCGCUGCCCCUCCUGUGGGGCUCAUUACCAGCUCGUACCCCACCAUCAUUGAAUGUUGACAAUACUGGGUACAUUCCAUUCACUCAUCUGUAUUUGAUGGAUCUUGCUUCGUGUUUGUGGUUCGGGACCCAACAUGUAACACUCCAGGCUGUGUGCCACUGUAUUCUUACAGAAGUAUAAAAUAUUAAAAAUGAAAUUUACAUCUA
Molecule: messenger RNA, 605 nt
Organism: Carcharodon carcharias (great white shark)
Lineage: Eukaryota; Metazoa; Chordata; Chondrichthyes; Lamniformes; Lamnidae
Product: cytochrome c oxidase subunit 5B, mitochondrial-like
Exons: 4
Coding region: 44-451 (135 amino acids)
Biological process (GO): mitochondrial electron transport, cytochrome c to oxygen
Cellular component (GO): mitochondrial envelope
Source: RefSeq, a predicted model, not a curated record